This is a messenger RNA of Poecile atricapillus (Black-capped chickadee), 4768 nucleotides long. It is a transcript of the gene NLGN4X, whose product is annotated as neuroligin 4 X-linked. The coding region runs from base 1 to 1899 and encodes 632 amino acids. The transcript is spliced from 4 exons. Gene Ontology annotation, molecular function: neurexin family protein binding; signaling receptor activity. Gene Ontology annotation, cellular component: cell surface; synapse; postsynaptic specialization membrane. The record is from RefSeq and is a predicted model, not a curated record. Gene Ontology annotation, biological process: chemical synaptic transmission; postsynaptic membrane assembly; neuron cell-cell adhesion. NCBI's taxonomy places the organism in Eukaryota, Metazoa, Chordata, Aves, Passeriformes, Paridae.
AUGGCUUUAAACUGGAAGACAAGAGAUCAGGGAGAAAUUCUCUGCUGUGAGUAUGCUGAAGCACUGGAGCAAAGUUUUUUAAGUACUGGGGACCAAGCUGCAAAAGGCAAUUAUGGAUUGCUUGACCAAAUCCAAGCUUUACGUUGGAUUGAAGAAAAUAUUGGAUCUUUUGGAGGAGACCCGAAGAGAGUUACUAUUUUUGGAUCUGGGGCAGGAGCUUCCUGUGUCAGUCUCCUGACACUUUCCCACUAUUCAGAAGGUUUGUUCCAAAAGGCAAUCAUACAGAGUGGAACAGCCCUGUCCAGCUGGGCAGUGAACUAUCAGCCUGCCAAGUACACUCGGAUAUUGGCAGAUAAAGUGGGCUGCGACAUGCUGGAUACCACUGAUUUGGUUGAAUGCCUGCGGAAUAAGAAUUACAAAGAACUCAUUCAACAGACUAUCACUCCAGCCACGUACCACAUUGCCUUUGGGCCCGUGAUAGAUGGAGACGUGAUUCCAGAUGACCCUCAGAUUCUAAUGGAGCAAGGGGAAUUCCUUAACUAUGAUAUAAUGCUGGGUGUGAAUCAAGGGGAAGGUUUAAAAUUUGUGGAUGGAAUUGUAGACAAUGAAGAUGGUGUUUCUCCCAAUGAUUUUGACUUUUCUGUCUCCAAUUUUGUGGACAAUCUGUAUGGUUAUCCAGAAGGGAAGGACACACUGCGAGAGACCAUUAAAUUCAUGUACACUGACUGGGCAGACAAAGAAAACCCUGAAACGAGACGGAAGACCCUGGUUGCUCUUUUCACAGACCACCAGUGGGUUGCUCCAGCUGUUGCCACGGCUGACCUGCAUGCCCAGUAUGGAUCUCCAACAUAUUUCUAUGCAUUUUAUCACCACUGCCAAAGUGAAAUGAAACCCAGCUGGGCUGAUUCAGCUCAUGGUGAUGAAGUCCCUUAUGUGUUUGGGAUUCCUAUGAUUGGUCCCACAGAACUGUUCAACUGCAACUUUUCCAAGAAUGAUGUCAUGCUCAGUGCAGUGGUUAUGACAUACUGGACUAACUUUGCCAAAACUGGAGAUCCAAACCAGCCUGUUCCACAGGACACAAAGUUCAUCCACACAAAACCCAACCGCUUUGAAGAAGUAGCCUGGUCCAAAUACAAUCCUAAAGACCAACUUUAUUUACAUAUUGGCCUGAAACCCCGAGUUCGUGAUCACUAUCGAGCGACAAAAGUGGCUUUCUGGUUGGAGCUUGUACCACACCUUCACAACCUGAAUGAAAUAUUUCAGUAUGUUUCCACAACAACUAAAGUCCCCCCUCCUGACAUGACCUCAUUUCCGUACGUGACCCGACGUUCUCCUGGGAAAUUAUGGCCAGCCACCAAACGCCCAGCAAUGACACCUGCCAACAAUCCCAAACAUUCAAAAGACACCCAUAAAACAGCUCCAGAGGAUACGACAGUUCUGAUAGAAAACAAGAGAGAUUACUCCACAGAGCUGAGCGUCACCAUUGCUGUGGGGGCCUCCUUGCUGUUCCUCAAUAUUUUAGCUUUUGCUGCAUUGUAUUACAAGAAGGACAAGCGGCGUCAUGAGACUCACAGGCGCCCCAGCCCCCAGAGGAACACCACCAACGACAUAGCACACAUACAAAAUGAAGAGAUCAUGUCCUUGCAGAUGAAGCAGCUAGAACAUGACCACGAGUGUGAAUCGCUGCAGGCCCAUGACACGCUGAGACUCACCUGUCCUCCUGACUACACACUCACUUUGAGAAGGUCCCCAGAUGACAUCCCGCUAAUGACACCCAACACCAUAACCAUGAUUCCAAAUACAUUAACAGGAAUGCAGCCUUUGCAUACUUUCAACACCUUCAGUGGAGGACAAAACAGUACAAAUUUGCCCCAUGGACAUUCGACCACUAGGGUAUAGCUCAGCCCUUCCCCAUCUACCCUCACAAGCCGCUUGGAAGAAAGAAAAAAAGAAAAAAAGAAAAAAAAAAAAAAGAAAAAAAAGAAGAGGAAAAAGUUAUAUACCAUCCAUUGAACACCUUGUCAAAAUCUAAAGUAAAAAUAAGUAAAAGAGAAGGACAGUCAUUAUUUUCUUACUGAUCCUUCCCACAGAAACUCACUGAUGUUAAAGAUCAACUACAAACCCUGUGAAAUGUGAAAAGUGUACAUUGCUGUUACAAUACUGCUUUAGAUCUCAGCCACUUUGAUUGAAAGUUGAGGCCAGAAGAAGUAAUUUAAAAUGGUGUUUAAAGUAUAACAAGCAAAGCAGAGUAUUCUGGAACACAGAGCCAGUGACUGUACAGGUGUUUUGGGUUUUUUUUAAUAAAUAAAAUUAUAAAAAAGAUUCUUUAUGUGCCAUACCAUGAAUGGCCGUUGAUAAAACAAAGACAUCACCAUGGGCUUUUACCCAGCAUAUGAAGCUGUAAUUCAGAUGGGGAAAAUAGAAUUUUAUUAUUAAAAACAAAAAUGAAAAAAAAAAAGAGGAGGACUGACUAUGCAGAAAAAUACGUAUAGUUCUGUGCAAAGAGAUGACUUGCCAGCCUGAACUAUAUUUAAAGAAACUUUGUAAAAAUGUACAUAGCUGUGAGUUUAAAAACAAACAAACAAAAAAAAGAAGCAGCUUUUAUUGAUGUUUUCAGUUUGAAAAGAGCUUUUAGAAAGAUUGUGCAUUCGAUUGUGACCUAUGUGUAUAUACAUUAGUCAUAUGACCUCUGUUUCCUCCAAGACCAAAGGAGGAAUUUCUUCUUAAUUACUAGUGGUUAACAAAAACCAUGAGUUUUUUCUAACAUGUUUCAUUUAUAUGAGGCCAUGGUGUCAUGCAGAGGAUACAGUUGUCUGUGUGACCUGCGUAUUUUCUCUUACAGGUUACACUAGUGCAUGUUAAAGUAUUCAUAGGAGAUUGUUGUUCUUUUCUGAAACAUUUUUUCUAUAAUUUAAUUUUGUGUUAGCCUUUGUUAAAUUCCAACACAGCAAUGGAUUGGAAAACAAAGAGAAAAAAUGCAAAAGAAAAUAAUUGCUAUUUUAAACUUGUUGAACUGAACCAAGAAACAUCCAAUAAUAUAUAUUUGGAGUCCAGUUUGUAGUUCUUGGUUAUUGUGAUACUUUAGGAAGAGUUUUGUGCCCUGACAAAAGCAAUGAAAGCCUGUGUUUUGGUCAGCCUUCUUUAAGGAAAACUAUCUAUAUUCACCAGCAGUUGCAGUGGAAACUCAGCUGAGAAAGCACCUCCUCAGCAUUGCUAAACAAAAUAAAACUACAAUUUGAAAGCUGGGAAAUGCAGGGUUGAUUGGCUGUCUGUUUUUCAAGCUGUUCAGAGUGAUGAGUGUGUAAAGAACUUCUCAGCCCAGUAUCUUGUUUUGUGCUUGAGAGUGUACCUGUCAGAAAAUUCUUAUUUGCUGAUUCAUUGCACAGUCCCACAGUCAGUGAGCAUUAUGGAGAGAGAAUCAGAGAAAUCCUCAGCUGUUCUGCAUUUGAACAAAACUGAAAAUCCCAGAGAGCAUCACUCUCAGGAAAGGCAAAAUUAGUAGCUGGUUAUUCCCUUCUGCCUUUCCUUCACUAGAAAAACAGGGGCCAAGCAGAGCUAUCAAAGUAACUUACCAGUUUGAUUCAAAAAACUCAUUUGAAUGUGGAAAGGUAGAAAAUAGUUUUUGCAGAUGAAGAUUGCUUUAUAUUUUGUCUUUGAAAGUUACUUCAUCAUUGAGAGAUAGUAACCAAAGAUCUUUGAACAAAUUGGUCUGCACUUGAACAUGACUCUCCCAGAUGUAUUUUCUAUUAUUAAUUCACAGCUAAACUGCAUUGAUAUCAUAUGUCCCAUAACAAUUAACACAAGAUGCCUUGUACCUCUUCUUGUUUUCUACACUUUUUCUUUUCUAAUAAAAUACUUUGAAAUAGUCACCCCUACAAAUAAAAUCAAAGACAAAGUGAUUCACUGAGGUCUAUUCAUCUUCACAACUCUUUGUUGUAGCAGGCAGUAAAGCAAAUUCUGAAGGAAAGAAAUAAAAAAAUAAUGACAUGAUAAAAAUAAAACAUGUGGCUGAUAUAAUCCUUUAUCUGCAGUAAAUGUUCUACAAAUCUGACCUGGGAGCUCAGGCUGGAAUGUGAUGAAGUAGCAACCCCAAAGUACAAUUAGUAGAAAAUGGAAAAUUGUUUGUUUCUUUUCACUGAUCCAUCACGUAAUAUAUUAAUGCUGACUCUAUACCAGGCCAUUUCCACCAGCUAUGUAAUUCCUCAGCUGAGAUGCAGCAGUUCAUAACUCUUAAAAAAAGGUUUAAAAAAAAGUAAAAAAAAAAAAAAAAAAAGUAAAAAAAAAGGUAAUGAUGCUUGGCAUCAUGAUCAGUUGGGUAUGUUUGUAAUGUGAAUUACAGUAUUUGUUUAGUACUUCCAAUUGUCUUCUGCUAGCAAUAUGUACAGUACUGUGUCAGGCUUGUGACAUUUGGGUAAAAAAAGUUCCUGUAAGUGAAUGAAUUUAGCUUUUAAAAGUAAUUACAAUCAAGUUGAUUUAAUAAUUUGAUACAUCUGGACUGAUGUAUGAUUUAUAGAGGGAAAAGAUUUAUAGGGUCUUCAUAGAAUUCUAUAAUAAUGAUAUCAAAAUAUACUUUGAACUGUUAAAGAAAAACAAAAGUACUUUCCCAGGCUUAUAUUCUUGUCCUUAAGAGGCACACAGGGUUCAAUGGUUUCUUCUGUUAUUGUUUGCAAUUUUUUUGUUUUUUUUGCCUUAAGUAAUGAUAGAAGAUAUAUAUGGCUGGACACAUAUGUAUAAACUUUUCAGCAGCAUUUUUAAUAAUAAAAUAUCA